AUGUGUGUCUUCGAGCAUAACGCAAAAUUCGGUGUCAGAAUUAUCCAUUACGGUACUUGCGAAGAAGGAUAUCCGAUCUGUACCGAAGAAUACCAUCCGAUCUGCGGAUCCGACGGUAAAACCUACAUCAACUCAUGUUAUUACCAGUACGCAACAUUGUUGGACUCUACUUUAACAUUUGUCAAGGUGGGAGAAUGCGACGCAUUGGCUGUCGGUGAAGUUGUGAGGGUGUCGGGAAGUUACGCCGAUGAUGAUGAUUAUUCACUGGUGGUGAUUUGCGGUUCGGAUGAUUUGACGUAUUUCGGUGAAGAUGAGUUCGAGAGGGCGCGCGAAUCGGACAACAGUUUGACAGUCCAAUAUUACGACAUUUGCAUCCACGAGGCUAUAAACGUCGAUCACGUCCUCUGCGGUUCGGAUCUUCGUGUGUACUUGAGAUCGAAUUUCGCCGAGGCUCAAUCGAAGAAACCCGGUCUGCAGGAGGUGAAUUUCAGGAUGUGCAGAGGUCAGUUCGUGACAACGGGACCGGUGCUUCCACCUGAUGAUCGAAAAUAG
Nicrophorus vespilloides is the source of this 552-nucleotide messenger RNA. Its product is annotated as four-domain proteases inhibitor-like. Bases 1 to 552 code for a protein of 183 amino acids. Gene Ontology annotation, molecular function: protein binding. The record is from RefSeq and is a predicted model, not a curated record. Lineage: Eukaryota; Metazoa; Arthropoda; Insecta; Coleoptera; Silphidae. The transcript is spliced from 2 exons.